GCUGAGAGCCGCGGGCGAGUGUAUAUGGAAAUAGUGGGCUGCCGAGCAGAAGACAACUCGUGUCCUUUCCGCCCCCCAGCCAUGCUCUUCCACGGGAUCUCCGGAGGCCACAUCCAAGGCAUCAUGGAGGAGAUGGAACGCAGAUCCAAGACCGAGGCACGCCUGGCCAAAGGCGCCCAGCUCAACGGCCGCGACGCGGGCAUGCCCCCGCUCAGCCCUGAGAAGCCCGCUCUGUGCGCCGGCUGCGGGGGCAAGAUCUCCGACAGGUAUUACCUGCUGGCUGUGGACAAGCAGUGGCACCUCAGGUGCCUCAAGUGCUGUGAAUGUAAGCUGGCCCUGGAGUCCGAGCUCACCUGCUUCGCCAAGGACGGCAGCAUUUACUGCAAGGAGGAUUACUACAGAAGGUUCUCUGUGCAGAGAUGUGCCCGCUGCCACCUUGGCAUCUCUGCCUCCGAGAUGGUCAUGCGCGCCCGAGACUCCGUCUACCACCUGAGCUGCUUCACCUGCUCCACCUGCAACAAGACUCUGACCACGGGCGACCAUUUCGGCAUGAAGGACAGCCUGGUGUACUGCCGCGCCCACUUCGAGACCCUCUUGCAAGGAGAGUACCCGCCGCAGCUGAGCUACACGGAGCUGGCGGCCAAGAGCGGCGGCUUGGCCCUUCCCUACUUCAACGGCACGGGCACGGUGCAGAAGGGGCGGCCCCGGAAGCGGAAGAGCCCCGCACUGGGAGUGGACAUCGUCAAUUACAACUCAGGUUGUAACGAGAAUGAGGCAGACCACCUGGACCGGGACCAGCAGCCUUACCCGCCCUCUCAGAAGACCAAGCGCAUGAGGACCUCCUUUAAGCACCACCAGCUCCGCACCAUGAAAUCCUACUUUGCCAUCAACCACAACCCGGACGCCAAGGACCUCAAGCAGCUUGCCCAGAAAACAGGCCUCACCAAAAGAGUCUUGCAGGGAGAACAAAUCUUGGGGCAUUACAGCCAAACAUCCCGACGUUUGAAAAUUCCCUAAAGUAUUAAAAGAAGGGGAAAAGUUUGAUCGGAAAUCCACUGCAGUGAAGACAAAGACACUAUUAGGUUAUGAUAAUCAUACAUUUAAAAAUUUAUUGAGCCAAAAAGAGAGAGAGAGAGACAGAGACUUAAGUGUCAUUUACUGAAUGUUAACAAAACUUCUGUUCUUUACGGUGUCUAACACAAAAUGAAGGCUUAAAAUCAUGUGGCUUAAAAUGAAACCAGAUAAACCAGGUGCAAACCAGAGCAACCUGGCAGUAAUAUGCCCACCCCAUAUUUGAAGAAAAUUAUUAUUGAAAAAAAUCCCACACAUUUGUCAAGCACAAAUAAUUGUAAAAUAAAGUCCAAAAGACAUUCAUUUCACUUGCUUGCUAAUGUGUAUCAGUCCUCUCUGUUCAUGGCAUUUUACAAUUGUAAAUUCAAGGAAGAGCUACCACUCAUUUAAGAGUCUAGGGAUCAGACCCCAGUAACUUUAGUAUUAUUGUUUAUUACUUCCUUUUAAAACAGAAAUCUGUGC
Messenger RNA from Lepus europaeus (European hare), 1533 nucleotides. RefSeq names its product LIM homeobox 9 (gene LHX9). Gene Ontology annotation, cellular component: nucleus. The coding region runs from base 25 to 1017 and encodes 330 amino acids. NCBI's taxonomy places the organism in Eukaryota, Metazoa, Chordata, Mammalia, Lagomorpha, Leporidae. The transcript is spliced from 5 exons. The record is from RefSeq and is a predicted model, not a curated record. Gene Ontology annotation, biological process: regulation of transcription by RNA polymerase II; neuron differentiation. Gene Ontology annotation, molecular function: RNA polymerase II transcription regulatory region sequence-specific DNA binding; DNA-binding transcription factor activity, RNA polymerase II-specific.